GCGUUACAACCAAGUCCUAAUCCUGCUAUAACAUAUCGUGUUAUUGGUGGUAUUCUGGAUUUCUAUAUAUUUAUGGGACCAAGUCCUGAACAGGCUGUACAACAAUAUAUACAGGCUAUAGGACGACCUGUAAUGCCACCACAUUGGUCUUUAGGAUAUCAUCUAUGUAGAUGGGGAUAUAAAGAUUUAGAAGAUAUGAAGAUGGUGAUCAACAGAACCAGAGCUGCUGGUAUACCUUAUGAUGGUCAAUGGGUAGAUAUAGAAUAUAUGUAUAAGCAUUAUGAUUUUACUUAUGACAGAAAAGAUUGGGUCGCUCUACCAGAAGUUGUUGAAGAUUUACAUGAAAAUAACCAACGAUUUAUUGUUAUCAUUGAUCCAGGAAUUGGUGCCGAUAGAACUAUAAUAGAAGAAGCUGUUAUAAAUAGUCCAGGUUAUAAUAUGUUUGAUGAUGGUGUACAGCAAGAUAUAUUUAUUAAGAAUGAAUCUGAUCAAGUAUUAAUAGGAGAGGUGUGGCCAGGUGUGACAGCUUUUCCAGAUUUCACAAAUCCUAAAACACAAGAUUGGUGGUUGAAAUGGAUGAAUUUUUUAUACCACGAAGAAAAUAUUAAAUAUGACGCAUUAUGGAUUGAUAUGAACGAACCGGCUAGCUUUGUUCAUGGUUCAACAGAAGGAUGUAAACGCACCAGAUGGAAUUAUCCGCCAUAUACGCCACUGCCCUGA
Messenger RNA from Patella vulgata (common limpet), 720 nucleotides. Its product is annotated as lysosomal alpha-glucosidase. Gene Ontology annotation, biological process: carbohydrate metabolic process. Gene Ontology annotation, molecular function: alpha-1,4-glucosidase activity. The coding region runs from base 73 to 720 and encodes 215 amino acids. The record is from RefSeq and is a predicted model, not a curated record. NCBI's taxonomy places the organism in Eukaryota, Metazoa, Mollusca, Gastropoda, Patellidae. The transcript is spliced from 7 exons.